Messenger RNA from Fonsecaea erecta, 891 nucleotides. RefSeq lists its product as hypothetical. The record is from RefSeq and is a predicted model, not a curated record. Gene Ontology annotation, molecular function: oxidoreductase activity. Lineage: Eukaryota; Fungi; Ascomycota; Eurotiomycetes; Chaetothyriales; Herpotrichiellaceae. The transcript is spliced from 4 exons. The coding region runs from base 1 to 891 and encodes 296 amino acids.
AUGGCUACCGCUGCGGUCCAACACGCUCCAGGCAACGCAAUCGGGCAGGUCGUCGAGCCUCUUGCUGCAACGAAGAACAAGCCUGCGAAGCAUGAUGUCGCCGCGGAACUGUACUACUACAAGGACCCAGGUGACGGAACCGCACCUGCUCCUUCUUACGUCGGAAAGCCCACGUCCUAUCUCCGUCCCGCCGUCACCCAGAAUGUGGUCAUCCACAACAUCUCUGGCGACGAGGACAAAUACACCAUCGACAGUCACGGCUUCCAGUACCUGAAGCAUGAAAGCAAGGAGAAGGACUUUGUCGACAACGACAAGAUCAAGGCCGAAUACUACCCGGAGGUGGAACAGCUGCUGAAGGAUGCCACCGGAGCAUCUCGCGUCUUCAUCUUCGACCACACCAUUCGUCGUGCGACGUCAGACGUCCGCGAUCUGGCCGGCCAGCUGCGCGGCCCUGCGCGCCGAGUGCAUAUCGAUCAGUCGUAUAGUGCCUCGGAGAACCGUGUGCGGUACCACCUGCCGGACGAGGCCGACGAGCUGCUGAAGAAGCGCUUCCAGAUCAUCAAUGUCUGGCGUCCGAUCAAGACCAUCACCCGCGACCCGCUGACCCUCGCCGACGCCCACUCUGUGCCGGACAGCGACCUCGUCGCCGCCAAGCUGAUCUACCCGGACCGCGAGGGCGAGACGUACGCCGUCAAGCCGAACCCGAACCACCGGUGGUACUUCAAGUACGGCCAGCGGCCCGACGAGCCGCUCCUGAUCAAGUGCUACGAUUCGGUCGACGACGGCCGCGCCAGAAGGAUCCCGCACACGGCAUUUGUCGACCCCGCGUACGAGAACGAUCCGCCCAGAGAGAGCAUCGAGGUGAGGACGCUGGUGUUUUAUGACUAUUAG